Molecule: messenger RNA, 2088 nt
Organism: Drosophila rhopaloa
Lineage: Eukaryota; Metazoa; Arthropoda; Insecta; Diptera; Drosophilidae
Product: proton-coupled amino acid transporter-like protein pathetic
Exons: 5
Coding region: 349-1761 (470 amino acids)
Biological process (GO): amino acid transmembrane transport
Cellular component (GO): vacuolar membrane
Molecular function (GO): amino acid transmembrane transporter activity
Source: RefSeq, a predicted model, not a curated record
GUUAACAACAAAUCGCCAGCGGGGCUCAAAGUAAAACGUAAACCCUUAAACAGCGCGCGCGAAUUUCGUAAAUCCUUGCAACAUCGCAGGUGUGAAAAAUUAAAUAAUUAAACAACAAAUGGUCGCAAAAGUUAAAUAGUGUUUAAGUGUAUUUGUCUCUGUUGAUUGAAUCUGCAAAUUCUGGCCUUAAAUCCGCACCAUCGGGCAUAUCGUUGGCUAUCAUUAACGCGGCUGUGUGAAAAAGUCACUUUUUCGGCGUCAAUGUCGAGGACAAGCGAGUGGAUCAAGCCAUUAAUAUAAUUUCUUUAUAAUUUUCAAAAAGUUCACACAAACCAAAUCGGUCCAAAGAUGGCAGAUAAUGCGGGAUUUACCCCAUCGGCGCCGGGCGAGAACCCUCCCUCGUACUCAAGCUCAGUGGCCACAUUGAAUGACUUCAACUCGAAAUCCAACUUGACAGAGAAGAACCAACAGUCCCUAUCGGAGGAUCCCUACGAUCCCUUCGACCACCGCGAUCCUAAUGGAGCCAGUGCUGGCGGCGCCUUGUCGCACUUGCUCAAGAGUUCCCUGGGCACGGGAAUCCUGGCCAUGCCAAUGGCCUUUCACAACGCCGGUUUGGCUUUCGGCAUGGCCAUGACGCUGAUCGUCGGAUUCCUCUGCACCCACUGCGUACAUAUAUUGGUAAAAACUUCCCAUAACAUUUGCCGGGAUGCUAAGGUGACAUCUUUAGGAUUUGCUGAAACGGCCGAGAAGGUCUUCGAGUAUGGGCCAAAGGGAAUGCGUCCGUACUCAAACUUUGCCAAGCAAUUCGUGGAUAUCGGCCUGAUGGCCACAUACUACGCCGCUGCUUGUGUGUACAUCGUAUUCAUUGCGACAUCUUUCCACGAUGUCAUUAACUACGAUUGCGGCAUCAACUGGGAUGUGCGUAUUUACAUUGCCAUUACCGUGAUUCCCUGUCUGCUGAUCGGUCAGAUCCGGGACCUAAAAUGGCUGGUGCCGUUCUCCAUGAUGGCCAACGUCUUCAUUGUUGUGACUUUUGCGAUAACUCUGUACUACAUGUUUGACGAACCGCUGGUCUACUCCGAUAAACCACUGAUCGCAAAGGCUGCCAACAUUCCGCUCUUCUUCGCCACCGUAAUCUUCGCCAUGGAGGGAAUUGGUGUUGUGAUGCCCGUGGAGAACUCGAUGAAGAAGCCACAGCACUUCCUGGGAUGUCCCGGUGUCCUUAACACGGCUAUGAUCACUGUGGUCUCGCUCUAUGCCGUCAUCGGAUUCUUCGGCUACGUGAGAUUUGGCGACGAGGUCCGAGGCAGCAUCACCCUGAAUCUACCAGAGGGAGCCUGGCUGGGAGAUACUGCGAAGCUCCUGAUGGCAGUGGCCAUCCUCUUCACCUUUGGGCUGCAGUUCUAUGUGCCCAAUGAAAUUCUCUGGCGCAAGAUCAACCACAAGUUCAAGCCCGAAAAGCAUAACAUUACACAGAUCCUGCUGCGCAGUGGCAUUAUCCUGCUGAGCGGUGGUGUGGCUGCUGCCAUCCCCAACCUGGAACCCUUCAUCAGUUUGGUGGGAGCUGUGUUCUUCUCGCUGCUGGGCAUCUUUGUGCCCAGUUUCGUGGAGACCGUUUACCUGUGGCCCGAUCGCCUGGGCGUGUGCAAGUGGAAGCUGGCAAAGAACAUCUUCCUGGGUGUCUUCUCCAUUCUGGCUCUGGUUGCGGGCGCCGUCGCCAGCAUCAACGAGAUCAUCGAAAUGUAUAGCGGCGACGAUUAAGGUUUCCAGCUGUUCACCCUUAAACCAGACACGUAGUAUUACACUAGAUGCAGGUAGCUUCCCCCAAGGGAAGCGACAUGAAAGACGAGUAUGAGUUCAAAAAGCAGGCAAAGCCGACAUUCACUUCAGACCCAACUUACGGCCAUGUUGAACAUGGUCAGGCGGCUCGGAUGCCCAUAUGCCGAUGCCGUUGACUGCAUGAACAAGAUGAUAUUAAGUUUAAGUGCCUGUUACACAAACUAAGCUGAAAUUCAUAGAAUUUAUAAAUGUUAUUAUGUUAAGUUGCUCAGCAUUCCAAACUAUAAAGAGAACAGAACGAAAAGACAA